Perognathus longimembris pacificus (Pacific pocket mouse) is the source of this 3960-nucleotide messenger RNA. RefSeq names its product GID complex subunit 4 homolog (gene Gid4). Lineage: Eukaryota; Metazoa; Chordata; Mammalia; Rodentia; Heteromyidae. Gene Ontology annotation, cellular component: extrinsic component of membrane; GID complex. The transcript has 6 exons. Gene Ontology annotation, biological process: negative regulation of gluconeogenesis; protein catabolic process in the vacuole; proteasome-mediated ubiquitin-dependent protein catabolic process. The record is from RefSeq and is a predicted model, not a curated record. The coding region runs from base 228 to 881 and encodes 217 amino acids.
GCAAGUGGGAAGGGGGACCCAGCUCAGGACAGGGAGGCCCUGCUCGCAGGUCCUGGGGUCCCGGUGGCGGCCCGAGCGCUCGGUGCGCAGGCAGCGGGCGGGUGGUCCCCACCCCCACCCGCGCGUGCGCGCCCGGCCCCUCCCUCCUCACCCUUCUCAGCUCCCGCGCGGCGGCGGCGGCGGUUCCUCUCCCCCUCCCCCCAGCCCUGGCUCCGGGGGACCCCGCGAUGCCGGUCCGCACCGAGUGUCCCCCGCCGGCCGGUGCCUCGGCUGCCUCCGCGGCCUCUCUCAUCCCGCCGCCGCCUAUCAACACCCAGCAGCCCGGCGUGGCCACCAGCUUGCUCUACAGCGGCUCCAAGUUCCGCGGCCACCAGAAGAGCAAGGGGAACUCAUACGACGUAGAGGUGGUGCUGCAGCAUGUGGACACGGGAAACUCUUACCUUUGUGGGUAUCUGAAGAUUAAAGGCCUUACUGAGGAGUAUCCAACCCUUACAACCUUUUUUGAAGGAGAAAUAAUCAGCAGAAAACAUCCUUUCUUAACUCGCAAGUGGGAUGCGGAUGAAGAUGUUGAUCGGAAGCACUGGGGCAAGUUUCUGGCUUUUUAUCAGUAUGCAAAAUCAUUUAAUUCAGAUGACUUUGACUAUGAAGAACUAAAGAAUGGGGAUUAUGUCUUCAUGAGGUGGAAGGAGCAGUUCUUGGUCCCAGACCAUACAAUCAAAGACAUCAGUGGUGCUUCCUUUGCCGGGUUCUAUUAUAUCUGCUUUCAGAAGUCAGCAGCCUCUAUAGAGGGCUACUACUACCAUCGGAGUUCAGAAUGGUAUCAGUCCCUCAACCUGACCCAUGUUCCUGAACACAGUGCACCCAUCUAUGAGUUCCGGUGACAGCGGUUCAGAACAGCAGCCAAAUAAAACUGACCUUGGCAACAAAGAGCUUUGCCACAGAAGUUGUAUACCUGCCAGAACCAGGAGAGAUGUGUUCCUGUUUCUUCACAAGCAGAUUUGCAUCAGAAAGCAUGAAUGUUAACCCACAGAAUCCAAGGAGCAUGGCUGACCGGAUCGGCAAGGCAGGCAGAGGGAGCUGUCGGCUCCCUCACUCCUCCCUCUCUGUGGCAAUGUGGUCAUCAUCUGUUUCUAAGCUACCUUAAAUGCACUUUCCUUCCUGCACAGCUAACUUCUGCAUCACUGAAAUGCCGUCCUUCCUCGGUCCACCUCCAGCCUAAUGGAAGGUCAGCUCCCAGGUCUCCUCAGCCUUGGUGCUCAGUGGUCCCCAUCCAGGUCCUGCUCCUCCCCCAGUUGCUUGUCCAGUAGCCGUAGGAAAGGCAGAGCCCCAGCACCUUUGUGCCCUAGAGCUCUGCGAGGAGCUGGCUGGCCCCAGCAUCUGCCGCCAAUGAAAUGAGGCGGAUCCUACUGGACCUCAUCGGCCUUUGGUUCUGGUUCCAAGGAUGCUUCGUGGGGUCAGUGGCACUGCUAAGCCCUGAACUGUAAGCAGCGUGAAGCUAGCAUGUGGCUGUCAGGUUCCUGGGCCUGCUUUUGGGGAUCACUAUAUGUAAGGCUUCCAGAUCCCCAGCAGGAACACAUCCCAAACCUGCUAACUCAGUAAGUUUGCUCCAAACUUUUGAAUAAGAGGGCAAUACAAAACUUAAAAAUAAGAGUUUUUUUAAUGACAAAAUUAUUUUUAUGGUCCCUUUAAAUGAGGACCCUAUGGGAAAUGCACAAUUAUUCAGAAUUACAUUUUAUCGUUUUCACAUUGAAAACAGCAAAUGUUGACUUAGUAAUUUUUAUAUCUAUAUAUAUAUGUAUAUUUAAUCAACCAGCAGUUUUAAAACAAGUCAUCUUGGUACAGAAGUUUUGCAGCACCGCAUAAAUUAAAGUGCUAAACACAAGAACUGUUUUGGGGGCCAGUUUAGCAUUUGUGCCUCCUCCUUUUGCUAUUCAAAACAGCCGUGCUUCAUGGUGACCUCAUGAGGCAGAAGGGGUCUUUGUUCUAAGAAAUAAUGACUCUGAAAUAUUGGGAUGAGGGGUGAACAUGCUCCUAUAACUUGAGGCUCACGUGCCAAAGUGUGUGUGUCUGCGUGCGUGUGUGUUUUGUUGUUUGUUUUUGUUUUUCUAAAUGUUUAAAAAAGCUAAAUGGGUUGGUAUUGGUUGUAGCCCACAGAAAUGGGCAAGGUUGUGGGGGCAGCGGAGAUUUGGCUUUUUUUUUUUUUUUUUUUUUUUUUUUUUGGUGGUUUACAAGGCUUAGUCUGAACGUAAAAGGAAAAGCUUUAAAAAAAAGAAAAAUCUAGCAUCAGGGCUAGAGGUGUAGCUCAGUGGUAGAGUGCUUGCCUAGCAUACUCAAACUCGAAGCCCUUGGGUUCAAGACCCAGCACCACAUACAAAAAGAAAAAGAAAAGGAAAAGAAAAAAAAAAAAGGAUGUUAGCAUUGCAAGUUACACAUCCAUGGGCCCCACAGAGAAAGCCUCUAGGAGGACAAGUGCUGGGGAUGUCUCCUACUCUUAAGUGACUUUCUUUUUAAUGACAUGUACUGUAUGUUAACUGAGACUGAAUGUUAGGGGAAGCCUUAAAGGAGCAGAAUUUGGGGAAGUAGCCAUGAGCACUUGUGACAUCUAGAAUUUAUAGUUCCAAGACCAAGUAAAGAUGUGUUGCAGUCAGGGCCUAGGAACCCUAAAAAGUACCCCCAGAGAGUGUUAUUCACACAUGAGAUGCCUAGCUAUUGAUUCAGUUAGACUGAGGGACGUCAUUGAAGAGCAAAGGAAGCCAUGGGCUUUGCUAGCUUUCCUCAUGUGGCACAUGAACCCCUCUGUCUCCUCUCUCUCUAGAGCUAGUAAACACAUGUGUUUGCAAGGUGCCUCAAUGAUGGCAGGCCUACCUAGAGCAGUGGAUUGAGGCUUGUGUGCAUGGUUCCGUGUGACACAUCAGUGAGCUAGAAGGGACACUGACAGAUGCUACUGGUGUUCUCUUGGAGACCAGGCAGGCCAGGCUCUGUCUGGGGCUGUUUGCAGCUUUCCUUUCAUAGCUAGGUAAUGAAGUGUGCAGAUGUAUUUGGAAAAAUGAAGUGAUACCUUUCCCAGACCCUCCAGACACCUCUGAAGAUUUGUUCACUUAGAAGUCUGCCAUUAGCACAGGGAUGAGACUGAGCACUUCUCAUAGUCACUCCCGAAUGAUCAACAUCAACUCUUUCUGUUCCUGAAGGACUUUUGGGGAAUCCUCUCCACCUGUAGAUCUUUCCUUAACCUCAGCAGUUUACAUGCCUCUGAUACUAUGUGCAAUAUUUCUGGUUGACACUUGUAUCCAUUGUUAAGAGAUUAGUGCAGAUCGCAGGUUUCCUACUGUCUUCCUCCACCCUAAACAAGCCUGCCACAAGGCGGGAUCCUAGGGAUUUGGCUGUUCUUUCCCCACUGCUCAGAGGCUUCCACUCCGCUGUCCCCAGCCUCCGCCCACCUGUCCCUUUAAAGGUUCUAUAGCGUUUCAGCUGCAGUCCAAAUGUAACUAGACAAUGCUUAAUGUCCAGGACAAAGUCAUUUCUGCUGGUUCCGUUGGCUGUGUUGAAGUCACAAACUCCAAGGGAGGCAAAGGGGUCUUUCAAUGUUUUGCUUUCAAAAGCAGGGAAUUUAUAUUCUCUCUAAGGCCUUGAAUUGAUUUUUUUCCUCAUAAAAUAGUCUGAUAAGCUAAUUUUUAAAAAGAAAUGCCAUUAAGUAUGUUGUAUUGUGGUUUAAAAUUACUAACGAGUUCUGGAAAGAAAAAAUAUUUGAUUUUGGAGCUUAAAUGUUCUUAAAAAUUAGACUUGAAUGGGCGCAAAGUAUGAAUAUUUUGUUUCUUUAUGGAGGACAUGUGGGAAGGGAUUUGGGAUGGGAGACAUAUUUUGCAGAGCUAUCAAUGUCCAAAUAAUUUUUAAAAAAUAAUAAAGGUAUUUAAGCAGUGUUUGUCCAAUUUCUAAAUCAGAACAGUCCUGUUAGUAGAAACC